Molecule: messenger RNA, 5544 nt
Organism: Oncorhynchus tshawytscha (Chinook salmon)
Lineage: Eukaryota; Metazoa; Chordata; Actinopteri; Salmoniformes; Salmonidae
Product: ras-specific guanine nucleotide-releasing factor 2-like
Exons: 25
Coding region: 439-4212 (1257 amino acids)
Biological process (GO): Ras protein signal transduction; positive regulation of GTPase activity
Cellular component (GO): plasma membrane
Molecular function (GO): protein binding; guanyl-nucleotide exchange factor activity
Source: RefSeq, a predicted model, not a curated record
AUUACAGCGACCUGUCUCUUUAAAUUACUGUCAAAGCCGAUUAGCGCUGUUUUCACCGUCUGUUCUCCUCAAUCUAUUUUGGUUUUACGCUGCUACAGCCUGCACGAUAAGUCUUUUGCGAUUUUCCACUUGUAUAGGCUAUAUUUUUCUCGCCAUUUGGGAUGAUUUGGAUCCCCUUUCUAAAAAGUUUGAGGCAUGAGAUGUGGGAUUAUUUAUUUAUUUCUGGUUUCUUCGCGGCGCACAGAGUGGACCGGACUCAAAUUCCCCCCUGCGCGUCUGUGGUGAACUUGGAUUAGCGCGCUCUCUCCUCCACAUCUACUUUCUCUCUCCUAUCCUGUCCAACUCUCUCCGAAAAUAUGAUAGAUAUGUCACAGAUAUGACAUCAAAAACAACGACCACUUUUUGAAAUCGACUGAAAGAGAAGGGGUCUCACGGAAAAUGCAGAAGAGCGUGCGCUAUAAUGAGGGGCACGCUCUAUAUCUGUCGCUUGUCGCGCGCAAAGAGGGCACGAAACGCGGCAUCCUGAGCAAGAAGACGACGGAGAACAGUCGGUGGAAUGACAAGUACUUUGCUCUCUACCAGAAUGUGCUCUUUUACUUCGAGAACGACCAGAGCACUCGGCCCUCCGGGAUUUACUUGCUGGAGGGGUGCACGUGCGAGAGGGUUCCCGCGCCCAAAGGCGCCACGGUCAGUAAGGACAUGGUGGACAAGCAGCAGCACUACUUCCUGGUGGUGUUUGGCCAUGACGGUCAGAAGCCUCUGGAGCUGCGGACGGAGGAGGAGUCAGACUGCAAAAAGUGGGUGGAGUCUAUCCAACAGGCCAGUUACUCUGACAUCAUCAUUGAGCGCGAGGUCCUGAUGCAGAAGUACAUCCACCUGGUCCAGAUCAUGGAGACAGAGAAGGUGGCGGCCAACCAGCUACGCACCCAACUAGAGGACCAGGACACAGAGAUAGAGAGGCUGAAAGCAGAGAUCGUGCUGUUGAACAAGGCCAAGGAGAGGAUGCUGCCUUACCAGACCAACCAGGAGGAGGAGGACCCAGACAUUAAAAAGAUCAAAAAGGUCCAGAGUUUCAUGCGAGGCUGGCUGUGUCGGAGGAAGUGGAAGAUCAUCGUCCAGGACUACAUCUGUUCCCCCCACGCUGAGAACAUGAGGAAGAGGAACCACAUCGUGUUCAACAUGGUGGAGGCCGAGACCGAGUAUGUCUGCCAGCUCUCUGUCCUGGUCAACUUCUUCCUCAGGCCGCUACGUAUGGCCGCCAGCUCCAAGAAACCUCCCAUCAGCCACGAUGACGUCAGCAGCAUCUUCCUCAACAGUGAGACCAUCAUGUUCCUCCAUGAGAUCUUUCAUCAGGGCCUGAAGGCUCGGAUAGCCAACUGGCCCACGCUGGUGCUGGCGGAUCUGUUUGACAUCCUGCUGCCCAUGCUGAACAUCUACCAGGAGUUUGUGAGGAACCACCAGUACAGCCUGCAGGUGCUGGCCAACUGUAAACAGAACCGGGACUUGGACAAGCUGCUGAAGCAGUAUGAGGCGAACGCUGCCUGUGAGGGACGCAUGCUGGAGACCUUCCUCACGUACCCCAUGUUCCAGAUCCCUCGUUACAUCAUCACUCUCCAUGAGCUGCUGGCACACACGCCUCAUGAGCACGUGGAGCGCAAGAGCCUGGAGUUCGCCAAGUCCAAACUAGAGGAGCUGUCAAAGAUGAUGCAUGAUGAGGUGAGCGAUACAGAGAACAUUCGUAAGAAUCUGGCCAUUGAGAGAAUGAUCGUAGAAGGCUGUGACAUAUUACUGGAUACCAGCCAGACCUUUGUCAGACAGGGCUCUCUGAUCCAGCUCCCAUCCAGCAGUGAACGGGGCAUGCUCAGUAAGGUCCGUCUGGGCUCUCUGUCCCUCAGGAAGGAAGGAGAACGACAGUGCUUCCUAUUUACGAAACACUUCCUUGUCUGCACACGCACCUCCGGGGGAAAGCUGCACCUGCUCAAGCAGGGUGGGGUGUUGUCCCUAAUAGAAUGUACCCUUGUAGAGGAGCUAGAUGCCAACGAUGAGGACUACAAUGCAGGAGGUCAGGGCUUCAACCACCUGGAGUUUAAAAUCGUGGUGGAACCCCCUGAUGGCCCCGCCUUCUCUGUCGUCCUAUUGGCUCCCUCCCGCCAGGAGAAAGCUGCCUGGACAAGUGACAUCAGUCAGUGUAUAGAUAAUAUCCGCUGUAAUGGCCUGAUGACCAGCGUAUUUGAGGAGAACUCUAAAGUAACUGUGCCGCACAUGAUCAAGUCGGACGCACGGCUGCACAAAGAUGAUGUGGACAUCUGCUUCAGCAAGACGCUCAACUCCUGCAAGGUCCCCCAGAUCCGCUACGCCAGCGUGGAGCGGCUGCUGGAGAGACUGACUGACCUGCGCUUCCUCUCUAUCGACUUCCUCAACACCUUCCUCCACACGUACAGGAUCUUUACUACCGCUGCUGUGGUCAUGGACAAACUGGCCGACAUAUACAAGAAACCUUUUACCUCUAUACCGGUCAGGUCUCUGGAGUUGUUCUUUGCCACCAACCAGGGGACAUGGGGAGGCGAGCACCUCAACAACAAAUCUCCCCGUCUCUGUCGCAAGUUCUCCUCUCCUCCUCCUCUCACCAUCCCCUCCCGCACCUCCUCCCCGGUUCACUCCCGCAAACUCUCCCUCUCCUCCCCGGUCUCCUCCAAGGCAGGGGUCCUAGACCUCUCCACCCCUUCCUCCUCUGCUGCUAACUCCCCCACUUCCUCUCACCCUCCCUCCAUCUCCUCCCCCUCCCAACGCCACCAGGCCCCCUUCAGGGUUUUCCUCCCCUCCUCCCAACCCCUUCUAGAACUGAGCCGCCCCACCUGUUCACAGGAACCUGUCCCCCCAACGCCAGAAGAGGGAGGAGACAUGCCGCGCAUCGACGCAUUCUGUGGAAAACUCAGACGCAGCAUCCGCAGGGCUGUUCUGGAGACGGUUUCUCUGGAAAAGUUCCUCCCAGAGUCUAACCCUCAAGUCAGCGAGGACCGAGUCCCCCUGACAGAGUCCCCCUGUCGUUCCCCCUCUACACCCAGACACAUGCGAUACAGACAGUCUGGAAGUUCCACGGGGGAAAACAAUCGUGGUACUAUGUCACCAGCCUCAGCCUUCGCAAUUGCCACGGCAGCCGCCGGACACGGCAGUUCCCAGGGUUUCAAUAAUAGCGAGAGGACCUGUGACAAGGAGUUUAUCAUCCGUAGAGCUGCUACCAACAGAGUCCUCAACGUACUGCGUCACUGGGUCUCCAAGCACUCACAGGACUUUGAGAUGAACAGUGAGCUGAAGGUGGGUGUAAUGACCCUUCUGGAGGAGGUGCUACGAGACGCAGACCUGCUGCCUCAAGAGAGGAAAGCCACCGGAAACAUUCUAAGUGCUCUUUCUCAAGAUGAACAAGAUGAUGCUCAACUCAAGAUAGAAGACAUCCUACAGACGGCGGAGUGUCCCAAAGCAGAGUGUUUUGAGUCUCUGUCUGCGAUGGAGCUGGCUGAACAGAUCACCCUGCUAGACCACAUUGUGUUCAGGAGCAUCCCUUACGAAGAGUUUCUGGGCCAGGGCUGGAUGAAGCUGGACAAGUCAGAGAGAACUCCAUACAUCAUGAAGACCAGUCAGCACUUUAACGAUAUGAGUAACCUGGUAGCGUCUCAGAUCAUUGCCCAUACAGACGUGGGCUCCAGGGCUAACUCCAUAGAGAAGUGGUUGGCGGUUGCUGAUAUCUGUCGCUGCCUUAACAACUAUAACGGAGUUCUAGAGAUCACCUCAGCUCUCAACCGCAGCGCCAUCUACAGGCUGAAGAAGACAUGGGCCAAAGUCUGCAAACAGACCAAGUCGUUGAUGGACAGGCUGCAGAAGACAGUGUCAUCAGAGGGCCGUUUCAAGAACCUGAGAGAAACCCUGAAAAACUGCAACCCUCCCUGUGUGCCCUAUCUGGGGAUGUACCUGACUGACCUGGCCUUCAUCGAAGAGGGAACGCCCAACUUCACCGAGGAGGGACUCGUCAACUUCUCCAAGAUGAGGAUGAUUUCUCACAUCAUCAGAGAGAUCCGUCAGUUCCAGGGUGCGCCCUACAGGAUAGAGCACCAAGCCAAGGUGACUCAGUUCCUGCUGGAUAAGACUCUGGUGAUGGAUGAGGACACGUUGUAUGAGCUGUCCCUGAAGAUUGAACCCCGCAUCCCUCCUGGCUAAAGACACAGAAACAGUCGGUCUCAGUCCAGCUGCAUCAGACACUUAGUAGUUAGUGUUCUUAUUGUUAUCUGCUUGGUAACUAUGGAACCAGUGGACGGGAGAGCCCUGAGAAUCACCCGGUUAAGGGUUCCUCUUACUUUAUCACCAUUGCCAAUGAUUAUGCUUAAGAACUCUGGUGAAUAUGUGCCUUGCUUGUAAAUAUGUACAUAUCAAGAUUUAGUAAUAAACUGUAAAGUGUGUUUAUAACAUGUUAUAAUGAUUUCCUGAUGAUCUUGCAUGCAUUUCCAUGUAUCCAUUUACAUUUGCUCUGAAAAAGGCAGGUUUGGCUGUAACUGAUUAGGAGAGACGUCUAGCUUGCCAGACUAAUGGCAGCUGUGGGCAGACGAGUGGGGAGGAACAGUGGCGGUCACUAUAUUGCCCUCUACUGGUGAACAGCCUCAUCAAAUAGUGAUAACAUUCCCCAAAGGUUUUUGCACUUCCUUGAAGACAUUUUCAUGGGUCCAUCCGAACCCGAAUACCCGAGACCCGACCGGGUUCAAAAUUCAAUAUUUUCCCUCGGGUCCGGGUCGUGUCCUGUCUGAUUGUCAUCGGGUCUCCGGUCUAUUUAACUACAGCUGAUAGACUAGAGUGGAGACGAAUGGACCCGACCACGGCUCUGCAUAGCCUAUAGUAUAUUUAUUAUACCCUAAUAAGGUGAAUUUAUUGAUUUAUAGAAGGCCUAGCCAAAAUAUAAAAACCUAUUUGUUAACCAGAAGACGAACUUGUCACUCGGGUCCAAUCGAGUCUAUCUGUGUCUGUUGAACAAUUACCUGAUUGGUUCCGGCCUUGUUCCUGUUGACACACACUGAUGAUGUAAGCAUGGACUUUAACAUCCUGUCAUUUAGCAUGUUUAUUUACUUACUUGUGUAUUAAGCAUUUUAAACAUUGUUUUACUUCUGUCUAUUAUUGUAUUCACACUGGACACUGACAUCAAUUCAACAUCUACUCCACAUUGGUUCAAGGUGAAAUGAGGUGGAAACAACAUUGAUUCAACCAGUGUGUGCCCCGUGGGUUCUCUGUGUGAAGGUUUUAAACUGUUAUUUGUUACACGAAACAUUUGAAGAACAUGUAAAGGCAUAUGAGGAGCCACUUUUUUCAACCGUGUCAUUUUGAACAAUCUAAUAUACUGUAGCUAAUUCUCCCCAGAGCCAGACAGUGUAUAAGAGAAUAUACAUGUACAGCUUUACCUUUGCCAGUCCUGACCCAAAUUGCACUUUCAGAAAUGUUGUUCAAUCAAGUGUAACAUGUCUGUUUUGUGAAUGACGACAUUCAAGUAAAGGGACUUGACCCAAA